CAUCGUGGCCGGGGAGUACAGUCACCUCCGGGACAGAACUCCGAUGGCAUCUCGGAUCUCCUUCACCCAAGUGCGCGUGGAAGCGGAGCUGGAUCGUUACCGGGCCGAGUGCCAGUGGGACAAGAUUCCGAUGAUCGUCGACCAGAUGAAGGUGGCUCGGAUCCACGAGGACGAUGACUAUGGGACGCUGCUGAUGGCGGAGGCGCUGCUGGAGGAGUACCUGAAGGACAAUGUUGACCUAUUACGGAGAUUCACGCCUCUGAUGGAGAAGACCCAGCCCAGACUGAGCCAGGCCAAAAACCUUCUCAACACUAUCCUUAGCCGAGGCCGCCUCACACCCAGGUACCUGAACGAGGCUCUGCUGCUGAUGGCCAAAGUGCACUAUGUGCAGGGUCGCUACCGGGACGCCCAGGGAAUGUGCGCCAGGCUGGGACUGGAGGAGCUGACGCAGGACGGCCAACCAACCUACCACCUCCGCAUGCUGGCCGAGGCUUUUGUCAUUAAAGGUCUGUCUUUGGACCACCAGACAGUUUCUGCCAUGUCCCGUGUCCGUCUGUCUGAGAGGGAGGAGGAGAGUCUGUCCUGCUACCUCAGGGCCUGUGACGCCUCUCUGUACUUCCUGCAGGAGCUCGAUAAGACAUCAACAACACAUCACACCAAGCCAGCCAAAGCCAGUCUUCUUCCUCCACCUGGGGACAUGGACCUGGGCUACUUCCUGCAGGCUUCCUUGCAGAGUGCUUAUCUUUGUCUGCUGCAGAGGGGUCAUCUUGCACAGGGUACUCACCAGCUGCGUAGCGUGCUCAGGGUGGUGGAGUCACGAGGGUCUCAGAGCUUCAGAAAGUCUGCAGCAAGGAAGCUAGCAGAGGUGCUGCUGAGCUCCGUGAGUGAGGAUGCCUACUGGACCCCUCUGGGCCCCCCACCCUCAGCCUGGCUCCACAGAGAGGGAGCCGCCGCUUUCAAAGACGCCAUCUACCCCACUGUUAAACCACCGCAACGUUACAGUACUGACUGUUGCUUCUGUCCUCAGAACGUGGUUGAGGAGGCUGUUUUGCUGCUGCUCAUCACAGAGUCCAUGGCCAGCGGCGAGGCGGUGAUCAGUCGUCUGCCAGACCAGGCCGAGUCUCGCAAGGCUAGCCUGCAGGAUGCCACCUCUGUCUAUGACCUGCUCACCAUCAGCAUGGCCAGGAGGGGGCAGUACGGCAUGCUCUCUGAGUGUCUGGAGCGAGCCAUGAAGUUUUCAUUCAAUGAGUUCCACCUCUGGCAUCAGCUGGGCCUGUCACUCAUGGCGGCCGGGAAGGGCCUUGGUGCUGUAUCUGUAUUUAAGGAGUGUGCCAGGAUGAGACCAAAGGACCCCUCAUUGCCCUUAUUGGCUGCUAAAGUCUGCAUUAGUCAACUGCACUUGUUCAAGGAGGCCGAAGUUAUGUCGCAGAGCGUGACUUCCAUGGGGGAAGAAGCCGGAGAACUUCUACCUAAGGCCUACCUGUCCCUGGGACUCUGCUGCAGUUUACAGGCCUCUGACGCCACCCUAAAAGUUGAUCGCGAUGAAUUCAACAGAAAAGCACUGCGAGCUUUGAGCAAGGCUCAUUCAUUAGACCCCCUGGAUGCUCAGAUUGCUAUGUACCUGGCUCUGCAGUUGGCACUUGUACGCCAGGUAUCGGCAGCCAUAGAGCCCCUGCAGGCAGCUUUAUCUCUCCUUGGGGACGACUUGCACUCACUCCACCUGCUGACUCUGCUGCUGAGCGCCCAGAAACACCACCGUCACGCAUUGGACACACUGGGCCUGGCCCUCAGCCAGCACCCCGGCAACUUCAAUCUGCUGUUCACAAAGGUGAAGCUCGAAGAGGCCGUUUUUGGCCCGACCGUAGCCCUGCGGACCUGUGAGGAGAUGCUGCAACAGUGGCUGAGAUGCUAUGAUGUCAGCCGCUCCAGUGAGACAGAUGACAGCAGCAGCAUACCGAUGGCCGAGCGGGUGGAGGUCAGUCCUAGACUCGGGAAAACCUCCAUCCACCUCACCCUGCCCAACUUCCAGGACGCUUCCACUGAUUCGCUGAGCCCUUCAGUUGCAGUGUCUCGUCUGGAGGCGGCGCUCUCUGAGGUGUCGGACCUCUACUCCAUGCGUCGUCGCCAAGGACCCACUUACAUCUGGACCACCCUCGAAUGCAUUUGGCUGCAGGCUGGGGAGUUGUUCAUGGCGGACAGACGGCUAAAGGAAGCCCAGUUCUGCAUCGCCGAGGCCAUCGCGCUCUCCCCCAACUCUGACUCGGUGCUGCUGCAAAGGGGCCGCCUGGCCGAGCUCCGUGGCCAACUGGACGCCGCCAAGGGCCUGUAUGAUGAGGCCCUGGCUAUCCACCCCACAGGAGAGCGCACUCUGGUGCACAUGGGCCUUCUGCUGGUGAAAACCGAGCGCACCCAGCUCGGGGAGAAGGUCCUGCGUGAUGCGGUUCAGGUCCACAGCACCUCUCACGAGGCGUGGAGCGGCCUAGGAGAGGUCCUGCAGUCACAGGGCUCAAGCCAAGCACCUGACUGCUUUCUGACAGCCCUGGAGCUGGAGGCCUCCUGCCCCAUCCGGCCCUUCACCAUCAUCCCGAGAGAACUCUGAGGGGGCCUCUGCAAUUUUAUUUUGGAAGGAGGCCGUUUUCACUUUCUUGCCAGGAUCUUGAUAAGAAGAUCGAUAUCUGUCUAUUGAAAAUGAAGACACAGCCAGGAGAUAGUUAUCUUAUUUACGAAUUAAACCAACAACAAAGUGAUCAGUAAACUUAAUUAGGUUUCACUAGGCAUAUAUUAUAUAUAUAACUAGCAGAUAUGAACAUGGUAUCAAUUAAACAUCCAGCAAGAAUGCUAAAGUAAUACCUUAAAUCGUCUCAAUGACAUUGAUUUUUUUCAACCUCUCAAAUAUGAAACCAAUCACCCCCAACAUAAGAGUACCGCUAUGUCCUUUAUAAGUUUUGGCAACUGAAAACAAAUGAUAAUUUUUGUCUUUACGUGAAAAUAGUAACGAUGUACAUUCUGUGACAAUGUGCAUCUCUAAUGGAGUUAUGGAAUUGGAAGUCAUAAAAUCUUAAUAAUCUGACUCAUUGGUCCAUAAAUAGCAGAGGUGUGCAGAUUACAUCUUUAAGAUAGAAUGUAUUGUUGUUGUGUUAUGUUUGGAGAUGCUUAUCCAUAGAUUAUAUAUGGCUGUCGGCAAAACUCUUAACCCUUGUGUUGCCUUAGGGUCAUUUUGACCCGAAUCAAUAUUACACCCUCCCCCCGCCUUUGGGUCAUUUUGACCCGAUUCAAUGUUUCACCCUCCUGUUACCUUUAUAUUUACUAACAUAUUUUACCCUUUGGGUUCAAUUUGAUGCCAGCAAUUAAAACCUCCAGAAAAUUAUUAGAAUUAAUAUUGUUUUCCAAGUUUAAGUGUGAGGCACUUUAUGUUUGUUUGUUGACUACCGAAAGAACACCGACAUUAAACAUUGAACGGGGUCAAAUUAAUCCUAAAACGGGGGGAGGGUGUAAUAUUGAUUGGGGUCAAAAUGACCCUAAGGCAACACGAGGGUUAAUCUGAGUGUUUUGAUGUAUUUUUAAUGAUCACGUUAAUUGACGCAACUUUGAUGUACACAAAAACACCUCCAACUCCACCCCUUCAUCCUCAAAUGAGAGCUUAUCCAUUUCCGAGCAGGGACAAUCACGUAUAAUUCCUUAUGUCGUUAUUAUUUAUGUAUGUGUGUGCAGUGUGUCUUCAUGCAUUCAGGUUUGUUUUCAUACCGUCCCUCUGGGGUGUUAUCAGUCACUGUUCUGUUUGUUCUAUCUCUCUGUACUGUAAAGUAGGAGAUGCAUAACGUGUGUGCUAUUUUUUGUUGUUGUUUUGUCUUUUUACUCAUCUGCUCUUGAUGCUCUCCAUUAUAAACAACAACGGCUUUUAAAAAUCA
This is a messenger RNA of Pseudoliparis swirei, 3908 nucleotides long. It is a transcript of the gene ttc7a, whose product is annotated as tetratricopeptide repeat domain 7A. The transcript is spliced from 20 exons. Gene Ontology annotation, molecular function: protein binding. Gene Ontology annotation, biological process: phosphatidylinositol phosphate biosynthetic process; protein localization to plasma membrane. The record is from RefSeq and is a predicted model, not a curated record. Bases 44 to 2599 code for a protein of 851 amino acids. NCBI's taxonomy places the organism in Eukaryota, Metazoa, Chordata, Actinopteri, Perciformes, Liparidae. Gene Ontology annotation, cellular component: plasma membrane.